UAUCCUGGUUUAAUAACGUCGUUUCUGUUGUGUUGGAUGAGGCUAAUAUCCUGGUUUAAUAACGUCGUUUCUGUUGUGUUGGAUGAGGCUAAUAUCCUGGUUUAAUAACGUCGUUUCUGUUGUGUUGGAUGAGGCUAAUAUCCUGGUUUAAUAACGUCGUUUCUGUUGUGUUGGAUGAGGCAGGUGAACUCCCACGAGCGUUACGGCAGCAGCACGCGCUGUCAGUUGAAACAGGGGUCGGCUAAUGGUUCAUUUGCUGCUAAAAUGGACGACCAAUACUCGUUUAAUAAUAUUGACAACCUGCUUUUCCAGUGUGCUCUUCAAACUCGGGAGCUUACCCAGAAGAAGAAUGAAUUAAAUCAACAAAUAAAAGUUUUCAGAGAUGACAUUGCUGAGAGGAAAUCUUACAUCCAAACAAUUCAAAGCAAAACCCAAAAACUUGAAGAAAAAAUCAUGGCAUUGCAGAGCACUCUGAUGCACAAUAAAGCAUGUGCUAAAAGCAUUAAGACUACUAACAGCCUGCUUGGCCAGUAUGAGCAAUCGCUCAAAGAAGAACUGGCGAGCAGAAAAGUCAGCUACGACAAUGACACGAAAGUCUUUGAAGAGAAAAUUGCAGACUGUAAGAAGAAAUUUCAGUCCUAUAAAGACUUCUAUUGCCAAAGUCCUCUUGCACAAAAGCUCCUGGCGCUGCAGGCUGAAAAUGAGGAGAUUGAGUCUAGGAUCAAGGCUUGUGAUGACCAGAUAUCAGUAAAACAGAAAGAGCUGGACAAUCUCAGGGGUCCAGGUGCACAUUCUUCUGCUGCUGAGAAUCUGUCAGACAGUACGCCAGAACAGCAGCCUUUACCACUACCAGAGAAACAACCGUAUCCUCAGACAGAAGAAGACAGUGGACCUUCCAUUGAUAUCUCCUCUCUUCAUCUUAACCAAACUAAAGAUGAUGAGAAUACAUCUGUGGACGCGAAUGAUGAAGAAAUAUUUGAGGAACGCAAGGUCCAGGAUACCCCCACCCACAGCUUUGUCCCAGAAGAGGAAACCACAAGGGUGCUGUCAAGACAACAGCUGAAAGAACAAAGAUGGCCAGAUGAGAAGCACACUGAGGAGAAAACCCAGGAAACUGGACCUGAGGACCAAGUUAUGGAGAGCGAGUCCGCUGUAUCAGACAAAGAGGAUGCAGAGAUGGAGGCAGGAGAUGCUAGAGAGAGUGUGAAGUCACCAAGCCAAGAGAACGAGGGACCCGCUGCUUCAUCUCAGUUAUCAACUCAACAAACUAAUCCUCAGUCGUCCCCAGCGACAGUGAAAAUGACACCAGCAACUCCAAAUUUCUCAUUUAACUUUAGCCCUGCUAGCUCCCCACAUCAUGGGACCUCUGACACCAAAUCUCCACCUUUCCUGUUCUCUUUGAAUGCUGAUCCCAGCACCCCAGGGUUCACUGGAUUUGGAUUUGAUGCAGGCUCAUCACAAGAUGAGGACUCAUCUUUUGCUUUCACUGAACCCAUUUUCAAUGAGAAGAAAACAUCCGAACCCAAGGCUUCAGACAGUUCUGAUUUCCUGUUUGGCCAACAAGACCAAAGUGAAGACUUCCAGUUUGCUUUCAGUGCAAAGAGCCCUGGGCCAACUAAAAAAGAUAGCACAGCAGAUGAGUUCCCAUUUUCAUUCAACUUUUGAGAGUUGAGAAAAUAUUUCAAAGGGGACAUAGUGUUACAAAAAGAAUAUUUUCUCACAUAUAUUUGGGUAUCUGGAGUGUCUACCAUAGAAGUCAUCUCACAACUAUGGAAGCACACAGCUAUCCUUAUGUCAGCACAGCCACAGGAAGAGAAAGGAGGGGUGAGGAGGAGCUCGUUUGCAUUUAAAGAGACAUUAAAACAGUGUUCUGAGAGAGGCUGGUUUACACAGGGCUAAAAACCUCUGGUCCUCGAUCCAUGUUAAAACAGCACAUGCAUUCUAGUUAGACCUCAGAGGAGUGUGUUAAAGGUAGAAAAGGGGGUUGAUAUGUCACCUUUCAAUGAUAAGUUGUUCUUCAGUUCUGUACUGAGUGUAUCUGGUUAUGUUUUUCAUACAGUGUUAAGGCUGUGAGUAUUAAAAACCAUUAUAAAAUGUAUUUAACAGUUAAAUAAUUAGUUAAUAAUUAGAUAAAUUAAUAUAGUAAUAAAAAGUAAUAAUUAAUUAUUAGUUAGAAAUACUUGUGAUGAUUCCCAAGUGGAACUUUUCAUAAAAUAUAUUUGAAGAUUUCCCUGGUACUCUUAGAAUUCACAUGCCUGUUAAUUUUAAGCUUGAUUUCUUAUUUUAAAAUAUUUACAUUAAAAUGGUCAAAUAUAUUUAACAUUUCUGCUGAAUAAAAUGUUGCUGUUAA
Molecule: messenger RNA, 2350 nt
Organism: Cheilinus undulatus (humphead wrasse)
Lineage: Eukaryota; Metazoa; Chordata; Actinopteri; Labriformes; Labridae
Product: protein SIX6OS1
Exons: 14
Coding region: 175-1665 (496 amino acids)
Biological process (GO): spermatogenesis; meiotic DNA double-strand break processing involved in reciprocal meiotic recombination; oogenesis
Cellular component (GO): central element
Source: RefSeq, a predicted model, not a curated record